Messenger RNA from Populus euphratica (Euphrates poplar), 2583 nucleotides. Its product is annotated as leucine-rich repeat receptor-like serine/threonine-protein kinase BAM2. The record is from RefSeq and is a predicted model, not a curated record. Bases 457 to 1800 code for a protein of 447 amino acids. Gene Ontology annotation, molecular function: protein binding. The transcript has a single exon. Lineage: Eukaryota; Viridiplantae; Streptophyta; Magnoliopsida; Malpighiales; Salicaceae.
AAGUAUAUGGAUUGUUGCUCGCUAGGGUUACUCUUUCACUGGAAAUGCAUCAGUCGAGAUGAUAAAUUAAGCAUGCAUUGCCAUUUAAUGGAGGAGGAUUAGGAGCCAUAUUAAUUUGAUUGUGGGAGGGUUAUAACUCUCAAAACAGAGUCAAAUUUCGGGCUGUGCUUGCAAAUAUAAAAUUGAACAUGAAGCUAAUGUUUGGUGCAGUUCAAUGGAUGACAAUGGCACCUUGUUUGCUAAAUUACCUCUAGUGGGUCAGAGUCAUUGAAUUUCGUCCUUGAAAGAACAUUUUUCAUGCUGUUUUUUAUUUAAAACUGAGGAUCACAAUCUUGUUUUUCUAAAGAAGGGUAGUUGAAAUGGUUUGAAGUGGAACGACCACCUUGUAAUCAUUCUUUAAAGUUUUCUAAAUCACUUUCUUGGCAUGGCUAGCCACUUUCUUGCAAUGAAAUAGUCAUGAAUCAUACAUUAACAGAAUGCCAUUAUAAGUGUGCGAAGUCUUUGAUAGCCAAGCAAACCAUCGAAAGUUUAGAUCGCCUGCCUUCCCUUGAACCAAUGGCCAAACAACUGCGCUCCCUCCUUUCUUCUUGCUUGCUUUCUGUGACCGUAUCCAUAGUUCUUCUCCAUGUACCAACUCGAGUUCAUUCAGUAACACUGAAAUCAGAUAUUGAAGCCCUUCGGGCACUGAUGCAGGCUGUCGAUCCCGUCUCAAUUGUGAGGUAUUCCUACCUCCAUAGCUGGGAUUUCACAUUCGAUCCAUGUGAGGCUGCAGGGUUAUUUCAAGGGAUCGUGUGCACAUUCCCUACAGACCAGUCGGCCAACCGUAUAAUGGCAAUUGAUCUUGAUCCUGCUGGGUAUGAUGGCUUUCUAACAGCAUCGAUCGGGAAUCUGACAGAGCUUACCUCCCUUAGGAUAAGCAAAAACAACUUUCGAGGGCCAAUACCAGAAACCAUAGCCAACCUUCAAAAGCUCACCAGACUAUCAUUGACUCAAAAUCUCUUCACUGGGAGAAUACCUCAAGGAAUCAUUAAUCUCAAGCAUCUUCAAAUCUUAGACCUGUCACAAAACCACCUCUCUAGCAAAAUUCCUGCCGAUAUUACAACUUUGAGAAGCUUGGGGCAGUUAAGCUUGUCAAACAAUGCAUUGUCUGGCAGAAUUCCAGACCUCUCCGCAUUGUGGCAGCUGAGCACAUUGGAUCUUAGUAGCAACAAUCUAGAUGGAAUUGUGCCCAAUCUUCCAAUGAACUUGAGAAAAUUGUCGCUGAGCCACAAUGUACUAUCAGGACACAUUUCACCUGUGAGCGUCCUCCAACACCUAAGAGUACUAGAUUUGAGUGAUAACAGGCUUUCAGGUCUCAUUCGUCAGGAAAUUUUCACUUUGCCUCUGGUGGAAAGCAUUAACAUCUCAAAUAAUCAAUUCACGGAAAUGGAGCCAAUGCCAUACCCUAGGGAAGGUUUACAGCUUCGUGUACUAGACGCACACGCUAACAGGCUACAUGGUCAUCUGCCCAUCAGUUUGGUUAAUAUAGCGAAUUUAUCAUCAAUUGAUCUAUCCCAUAAUCUGUUCUCUGGACGAAUCCCACUAGAAUAUGGAGCCAAACUGGGGAGUUCAUGGAAAAGCUUGCUCUUAGAAGACAAUUUUCUGAUAGGAAAUCUUCCACCACAGUUUAUUAACGGGACAGUGGCAGUUAGAGCCAACCUUGCCCACAAUUGCUUAAGGUGUCCGCCAAACAUUCUGUUUUGCAGAGGAGGGCAAAGGGCAAACUCAGAGUGUGACGGGCAGCAAGAUCACAGCACUUGAGAAGUUACUGAUAAUUCACAACGGAUCAUCAAACAAAUUCCAUGUACUCAAGCUUAUAAUAAAGUCCAGUGAGGCAAGCUUCCACUUACUAAUCAGUGGUUCCAGCGAAGGAGAAGGUGUCAUAAUCUGUACUCUUCAUUAAUGCAUUUCCGGUGUUGAACAAAUGCCCAUUUAUCCAUAGGAUAAAUUUAUUAUCUGUAAUGUUGAAACUUUACAUUUUCUCAUCACAUCAAACAACAGACUUUCCCAGAUUUCAAAGUGGAUGAAAAGAGCAUUGGAUUCACAUGCUUAUCAGCAAAAACAAUCACCUCGAAAUCAGCGAAUAUACCAAAAAAAUUUGAUAUUUCAUUACUCUACAAAUACAUGUUUCUACAACAUAACAGAGCAGUUUAGAGAAACCAAUUGACACUAACAUUGCCAAGCCAUGCGAAAAAUGGGAACUGAACCAAAGCGAUGAGGAGCAAGAGAAAAUGGUGUCUGCUAGAAUCAAAGCUCCUCACCUCUGCAAAAAGUACUCUCUUCAUUGUCUUCACCAAGAAAAUUCCCAUGCAUAAGCAGGCACAUGGCAUCAAAAUGUAGUAAGAGUAUCCAGAUAAGAUCUUUCCAAGGACAGCAAAACACAUGCCUGUGAAGGUAUACCCAGCAUAAGCAACAAUGUCUAACAAGGGCGCCUCCCCACUACCCAGUGAAAGGAGUAUCAUUUUGAGCAACGCAACCUGCAUAAACCAGCCGAGCAAUCCCUUGACAAACAGCCAAUUGAGAGCUUCUGGGCUAAAUCUGGAA